AUUAAAUUCAUUUUCAUACAAGCACCAGGCCUUGUUAUGAAAAAGAGGCUAAAGGUAAUUCGGAAAUAGCCCAUUGGCCAAAGUAAACUGGCCAAAGUAAAGGGUUUCUAAAGCAGACGUUUGAAGGGUUAGCCCUCCAGAUCUCAUUUGCUUGAUCUACAUACUUAUGUCAGCAGCAACACCUUGACAAGUAAGUAACUACACCAGGGACAAACACUAUCACUCUUCAAAACCAUUUUUUACUUAAUAGGCAACUAGAUUUUAUCUACUUUCCUACGAAAUACUUGGGAUUAGGGAUCGAAAAUGAUGGUUUUGGUUGAGUAUGUAGUGACGGAAAUGUCUAUCAUGUUCAGAAAUGUGAUACGCUUUGAAACCGUUAUGUUUUAGUGAGGUAUCUGGUGGUUAUCCUAUUUCAAGUCCAUUAAUAAUAAUAUAAUAAAUAUAAUUAUGUGUCAUUGUAACCGAUGUUUCACGGGAAAAAAGGUCUUCAAUGACUUGAAAUCAGUUCUCCUCUGAACAGGCACAUAAGUUGCAUGUUUUUUGUCUGAAAUAUCUAAGCGAACAGAGCCAUAAUUCCUGGGUUAGAGACAAAACCAACCACAAGAUUCCUUUGUUUUAAAAUCCGAUUCUAUGAAUUUGAUAUAAACUUAAGUGAGCAUAAAAACAAACCACACGUCUCGGAUACUUGCUAAUUUUAUGAAGAAUAGUCGAUAAUGUCGGAUGUUACACUAGAGUGAAUUCAACAAAGCUCAACUUUGAAACUUUAGUGCUAUCUUGGAGUAAUUGUGCCAAAAGAGAGCUCGCUCCCGUGACAUUAGCGGUUUAUUUAUUUUAAUCAACUUAGAGCCAAUUCUAAAACAUACUCAGGGCCACAAUUGGUAUAGAAUAACAAAGUUAUCUUUAAAACUCUUCUUCGUACUGGGCCACGCAUGGAUGCACGCGGGAAGUUUGGAGAGCAAUCAAGAAGCUUAAGUUGCUCUCGGCUGUGCCUUCAGCAACUAUAACGCUUCCCUGGUGCUUUCCAAAUCUCCUGCGUGUAUUCAUAACUCGAUCUACGAACAGCUAAAAGCAUGACUUGUGCUGGAAGAAAGAGUUUUUUAAAAUAUCACUAUUGUGUCGGGUUUCCCAGGUAAUCGCGAUCUACCCGAAAGCUAUGACUUUAUGAUAAGGCAAAGACGACCAAGAAAUAUAUUAGACCAAAAAUGUAUUUGGAGAAUUUUAAGUAUGAUGAUAAAAAGCUUAAAGAGAAAAACGAAUUUUUUGCAUGUGCGUGACCACGUCGUAGAUUCAACAUGCUUGAAUCGUUGUUUACUAGAAUUCACGGCCAGAAAAUUGUGUAGGUUUGUGAUGAAAAUUCUGAAAUUGUACGGUUUGAAAUUAAUAUCAUCUAUUUAACAAUACUUUUGGGGCAUAGCAAGAUUUAAAAGCAAUACUCACUGUUCGAAAAACAAAGCGAAAAACGUACGAAUUUUUUGUCUUUACGAGACCCGCCAAGUUGAUUCGCCUUACUUGAAUUUGUGUUUACUAGAAGUUACGACUCGAAAAUUGCAAGGCUUUGCGCUGAAAUUUUUGAAAAACGUACGAUUUAGGUCAAAAUCUCCUAUUUAAAAUUACUUUUGGGACAUGUCAAUACUUAAAAUAAUAUUUACCGUUCUAAAGAAUUGACCCCUACGUCGCAAAGCCUCACUUGAAGUCAGAGAGAGGACUUACAUUCUCAUAAGUUUUGUUUAGUAUAUCUGCUUUUCAUUUUGAGCUCCAAAAGGUCUAUCUCAAUCAAGGAGGAAUGGAAACAAAAUUUUGAAAGGUUUGAAACCUGGUGGCUAUACUCAACGGGCACUUGCAGCUAAAAUAAGGUGAAACUGCACACGUCGUGUUAUGGAUGCAUGGCAGUGCGUACAUAAGGAUUUUUUUACCAUAGUAGCUUCUUAGGAAUUACGUAGGACUUGCCCCCUUUAUAUGUUAUAAGAAAAUUGGGGAGUUGGCUCAUGCUUAGCGUGCGUAUAUCGAGUUAUGAAUGUACGCGGGAAGUUUGGAAAGCACGAGAUAAGCGUAAGAGUUACUCUCGGCCGCGCCUCGAGCAACUUUAGCUUCUUGAGUGCUCUCUAAACUUUCCAAGAGCAUCCAUAACUCGAUAUACGCAUAACUAAAAGCACGAACCAGCUCUUUUAUAACAUAACGGACUCAACCCGUGCUUGAAGAAAGAGUUUUAUCACUAUUGUGUCGAGUUUACCACUUAAUCGCGAUCCGGCCCAAAAACUAUGAAUAAAAGAAAAGGCAAAAACGACCAAAAAAAUAUUUCGAGACCAAAAUUUUAUUUCAAAAAUGCAAAUUUGCUUAAGACGCUAAAAAACAAACGAAUUUCUUGCAUACUGAAGACUGCGUAGUAGAUUCAGUUUGCUUAAAUCUUUGUUUAAUGGAACUCACCGCCAGUAAAUUGCGUAAGUUUGUGAUGGAAAUCGUGAAUUUGUACCAUUCUAAAAUUAAAAUAUCCUAUUGAAUUCUGCUUUAGGGCAUAUCAACAUUUUAAAAUAAUAUUCACCGUUUGAAAAACGAAGCGAAAAAGGUACGCAUUUCUUGCGUUUACAAGACCCGUGUCAUAUGUUAGAAUAAUUGUUACUACACUUUGCAAUCCUAUGACUCACCAAACGACACUUUCCUCUCGGACACAAGGCCUUAAAUGUAUCUCUUAAAUUCCCUUAUACAGAUCGACAGGAAUCAACGAAAGGAAACGACAUGUUUGGAUCAUUGGUCCUGUUACCUUCAGCUUUCCUGCUGUUUAUGGUUUUCAUAACCGGGGAAACAGGUGGGUCCAUCGACAAUUUUUUUAAUUAAAUUGUGACGCGAAGAGUUUCUUGAACAAAUACAUCGAGAAGCCUCGACUGUGCUUUGUUCUGUUGUAAAGCACGUAGAAAGCGGUUAGAGCACGAAAGAAGAGCAGGGAGAAACACUAAUGGUAGUCGAGUGUUUCUCCCUACUUCUUGAGUCAAAGCACUCCAUUUGUUUUAUAGUAAAGAAUCCGUUAAACUCCCCAGGCAUCACAUUCAAUUUUCAGAGCAAAGUUUAUUUCUAAAGCGAACAACAGUGUCGUAAGCUUGCUCUUUACCCUCAUAAAGCACGCAACAACAAGCCAAUUACAAUCCUUGUUAGAAUGGUUUAAAUAAACUGAUUGGUCGCAUAUCUGCAAUAAUUCACAAACUGAAAUAGAUCGGCAGGUCAAAUUUAACACUUUUUCCGAAAGGUUUUUAGUUUUAAUACUGAAUCUAAAAGUGAAAUGUGCAGUGAGAUUCGGUCGAAUUGUGGCUCAUAAAAAACUCCUCUUUUUUUCAUGACAAUUAGAAAACAAAUUGCUCAAAUUAUUAUUCAUUUAUGAAUGAACGACAGCCGAAUUCACAGGAAUAGGGGCACACUUCUUUUCUUACCACAAAGCUUGCGUUUUCCGUAUCCAAAUUGAAGAAAGCCUAAUGGUAAUGAUGUUGUUUUUGCCUUCAUUGUGCAGGCUAAACUUUCUCUUGAGCUUCAUCGUGAUUUCAGCUUGGAUUCCUUGUAUCACCGCGCUCAUUGAUUCGGUCGCACUCGCCGGUUUUUCGCCGGUUGUUCGCCGGUUGUUCGCCGGUUGUUCGCGCUUUUUGACCGGUUUAUUGAGAAUCAGCGAAUUGAUUUUCAAAGUAAGUGAUAAAUGUCUAGGUCGCUCUCCUAAACCUAAUAAACGGUUAUGCCAUAACAGCCAUAGAGCACAUCUUCGAAGGUUUUAAAUCGGUGCCAACCCACUUUAGAUGCUAAAAGAACACUCGAAAGUUAAAAAAGCACCCGCCCCACGGCUGAUGAGUUUUGAUUUAUCACGUUAUAGAACCAAGGAAAAUGCGUUUGUUUGAUUCAUUUCUCGCUCAAGAUUAGUCAAUGUAAAAACAGGUUAUGGCGAGUAAUAAGGAAAUUACCUGUUUUACCCUCUCGUAAUUCAAGUUUUUCAAGUUAGAUAAUGCACGAUAAUUUCUGAAAUACUAAAAAUAAUCAAGGUUAGUUUGUUUGCCGCAGUUAUUAUUGAAAAUGCCGGUAAAUUCAGAUAACUCAUUGGAACAUUUUUAGUCAAAAGAAAUGUUUUUUUUUUUUUCUGUCGUGUCACAAGUGUGUGACAAAAAGAAAUUCCAAAUCUUCAAGGAGUCAAACCUUAUACCGACGGAUUCCGCACCCUGAUGGUUGAGACCAGAUUUUUAAAGCAAAUUGAGUGUUUUUGUCUGGUUAGGGGUAUUUUUAAAAAUUGAAAUUGUUUUUAAAACGACGUUUCGAUGUGUAUCUCUUGUCUUCUCAAGGUAUUGUAUUAAAAAUCAAUAUUGGGGAUCGUUGUUUUGCUUGGUGAACGAACUCUGAGGCAUACUGAACAUACAAUAACAUUCUAUCUAAUGCUCUCGGUCGAUUCAAUUUUUUUGCAGUAGUGAACGUGAAUAAUCCGAUUUCUCCGAAAGAGUACCAAGCUAAGAUUCGAGCAGGAUUUUCCACAAAUUGGUUCAAAUCGAAGCCGCCACUGAAAAAGUACUCGGAACAGAACAUCAUAGACGUCCAUGAGAAAGGCUUUAGUAACUUAAGGCUUCGAUGCAGGGCAGAUCUGUACUCAUACGACUUCUCCACUGUCGAAUUCAAACGGUUUCUUGGCUCUCUGACGACCGUUGUCGACGAUUGUCUGAAACACGAUGUGAUUCCAAUUAUCUCCUGGAUACACCACCACGCAGAAGCCUACGCUACAGAGGAGGAUCGUGUCGCCUAUGUUGGUUGGUGGACAGCUGUGGCACGCCAGUUAAAGGACAAGGACUACAGACUGAGUUUUAAUCUCUUCACAGAACUUGGAAUUGACACUUGUAAAGAGGAAGGGAAAAGUUGUGACAGAAGUCUUCGCAGGAGAACAGACAAAUACAACGAGUGGACAAAAGAUGUAACAAAAGCGAUUCGAGGUACGGGUGGAAAUAACACAAAGCGAAUACUCAUUCUUGGGUCACCAGGAAAAACUGCCAAGGACUUACCUAAAAUCGAUUCAGAAAUUUACAAAAAUGAUCGGUAUAUGAUGGUUGAAUGGCAUCUUUAUGCUUCAGGGCCAAACAAAGAGAAGGAUUCCCAAAAGUAUUGGAGUGGUGAUGGUAAAUCUGGAGGCCAAGCAAAUGUCGAAGAAGCAAUUAGCUACGCGACGAGUUUUUCGAACAAGACUGGUCUGCUGACCUAUCUUGGUGCUUGGAUGCCUCACGAUAACGCAAACGGAAGCAUAACAGAAACAGAAGCCAUAAAAUUUGCCCGUUUCUUUGUUAAGGAGCUGCGUAAGGAGAACAUACCGUGGUCCCUGAACGUUCUGGACAACUAUUACGACACCAAGGAAAGCAAAUGGCGGACAGAGACUCAAGUCAUCAAAGGUCAGCAGUUAAAGAUGGCCAAGAUUUUGAACAAUAUUCGUAAAGAAAUGCCAAAGGCUACUUAUUAGUUAACUUUACAUCGGUACAUUUGAGCUACUUUAUUAAGUAAGCCCAGAUCGUGUCAACCAUUGUUUUGUUCAAAAAGUAAUAAGUUAGAGUAAUUUUAGUCGUGUUUUGGGCAUUUUGUAGUCUGUAUGAAAACUUCAGUCAAGGACUUAGAAUGAUGCAAACUGCUGAAGAAUCAUAAUAAAUCGUUUUAAAAGGAGUAUUGACGCAUUCGUUUUCUGCAUAAAUCAUCAUGUUGGGAG
Pocillopora meandrina is the source of this 5701-nucleotide messenger RNA. The record is from the annotation of a GenBank genome assembly. Lineage: Eukaryota; Metazoa; Cnidaria; Anthozoa; Scleractinia; Pocilloporidae.